CUAAUUUAAACAUGUUUCAUCGAAAACAAUUAAGUAUUUAACUUGGAUAAAAAUCUCGAUAAUCAUCACCAUCAUCAUAAGGAUCUGAAACUCCAAAACAUAAAAAAUCUAAUUCUUAUAUGUAAUUUUCACCUAAAUUGGACUGUAAUAAUGGAUUAUCAUUUGUUAAUGAGAUAAAAGAAGUCAAAAUUACAUCCCCAAGAACUGAAGAUCUUUAAUCACCAAAGUCUUUGUAACAAAAAUAAACUAAAUGUAAUAAUAUUAUUCACAAAGAGGAAUAAAUGAAAAAAAGUCAAUUUAGUAAAACUAAAAGUGAGGAUUUUGUAUGAUUAUUAUUUUUAUUCUUGU
Molecule: messenger RNA, 348 nt
Organism: Paramecium sonneborni
Lineage: Eukaryota; Ciliophora; Oligohymenophorea; Peniculida; Parameciidae
Source: the annotation of a GenBank genome assembly